Molecule: messenger RNA, 2640 nt
Organism: Sarcophilus harrisii (Tasmanian devil)
Lineage: Eukaryota; Metazoa; Chordata; Mammalia; Dasyuromorphia; Dasyuridae
Gene: CDSN
Product: corneodesmosin
Exons: 2
Coding region: 72-1910 (612 amino acids)
Biological process (GO): cell-cell adhesion; skin morphogenesis
Molecular function (GO): protein homodimerization activity
Source: RefSeq, a predicted model, not a curated record
CCUGCCUGGGGAAUGUACAGCCCUGCCAUAAAGGACCCAGUGUCCAGAGCUAACAUCAGUCAGAAAGCAAGAUGGGCAUGACUUGGGCAGCCCAGAUGGGGCGAGGGAAGGGUUGCCCACUCACGCUGAUGGUGUUCUUGGUGGUUGCCCUCCUCCUGCCAGGAACUCUGGCUAAGAGCAUUCGGGCCUUCUCUGAUCCCUGUAAGGACCCCACCAGAAUCAUUUCUCCCAAUGACCCCUGUAUCACAGGGAGUAGAGGCUUCAGUGGCUCCAGUGGUUCCAGCCGUUUUGGUGGCUCCAGUGGUUCCAGUAGUUUUGGUGGCUCCAGUGGUUCCAGCAGCCCCAGUGGUUCCAGUGGCUUUGGUGGUUCUAGUGGUUCCAGUGGGAGUUUCGGUGGGAGUUCCAGUGGCUCCAGUAGCUUUGGUGGUUCUAGUGGUUCCGGUGGAAGUUCCAGUGGCUCCAGUGGCUUUGGUGGUUCUAGUGCUUCCGGUGGGAGUUCCAGUGGCUCCAGUGGCUUUGGUGGUUCUAGUGGUUCCGGUGGGAGUUCCAGUGGUUUCAGUACUUUCCACAGUUCCAGCAGUGGUUCUAACAGUGCCAGUGUUGAUUCCAGCAGCCCCAGUGGUUCCAGUGGGAGUUCCAGUGGCUCCAGUGGCUCCAGUGGUUCCAGUGGGAGUUCCAGUGGCUUCAGUACUUUCCACAGUUCCAGCAGUGGUUCUAACAGUGCCAGUGUUGGUUCCAGCAGCCCCAGUGGUUCCGUGGGAUCAGGGUCCUUGCAGUAUAGUUCCUUUCAGUCUAGUUCUAACCCUAUGGUAUCAUCUAGCUGGUCAUCCCAAUCUGGAUCUGGCUCCUCUAAAUCUGGCUCUGUCAUUUCUCAGUCUUCUUGGAUGUCCUCUAGCGGCACUGGUGGCAGCCCUGUUUCUGUCUCUGGUCUGGCACCCUGUGGUCCAGACAAUCCUUAUUCACACUGUAGUGGAGGCCCUCCUCCAUCCUCCAGCUCCCAGUCUAUAUCAGGGGGCCAUAAGCCUGUGGUAGUGGUGGUGGAACAGCAUGGUUCUGGGGGCAACCAGAUUGUAGGGGGAUCUCUGUGCAGCAAUGGAGGGCCUCCUGGCAAACCUUGUCCUCCCAUCACCUCAUCCAAUUCCUAUGGUAGCUAUGAAGUGGUAGGUGGGUCCGCUAACAGUUAUUUGAUCCCAGGUAUGACCUAUAAUAAGGGUAAAAUUUACCCUGUUGGCUACUUCUCCAAGGAGAACCCCCCCAAGGGUUCUGUAGGUGUCCCCAACUUUGCUGCUGGGCCUCCCAUCUCUGAGGGGAAAUACUUCUCCAGCAACCCCUUUAUCUCCAGCCAUAGUUCUCACCAGUCAGGAAACUCUUCUCCGCUAAUUAUUUACCGGCCAGUGGGUACUGGUGGUGUCCAGACUGGGAGCUCUGGUAACUCUGUGCUUCAGCCUUGUGGGCCUGGUUCCAAAAUUUCGAUAGGGCCCUGUUCUUCCUCCUCUUCUUCCUCAAGCUCUGUGGUUCACAGUAGCUCUAGCAUGUCCAGCAGUUCCAUUUCUUCCCACCCUUGUGGGAGUGGUUACCAAGGCUCCAAAGGGCCUUGCUCCUCUUCUGGCUCCAGUUCCCUCAGUAGCUCCAAUGUGAUUUUCCAGCCUUGUGGGAGUGACUCUACCUCUUCUGGCAAAUCUUGUGGGUCUCUGGACUCUUCUUCCUUUGGAUCCAAAGUGAGUCAGAGUUUUGAGGGCUCUCCUCAAGUAGAUCCUUCAGCAGGGGCCAAGCCCUGUGGUUCUAGCAACUCUGGCAGCAUUCCCUGCCGUUCCAUUCGUGAUCUCCUGGCCCAAGUGAAGCCAUUGGGUCCACAGUUGGCUGACCCUGAGGUUUUCUUGCCCCAAGGAGGGCCCCUUGAGAGUUCCUGAGUGCAUAUACAAGCACACACACACACACACACUCACACACACUCUCUCUCUCUCUCUCUUCCAUCACCUUGGGAGUAUAAAGAUCCCAACAUGAUACUGGCUCUACUUUCUAUGCCAAUAUGGAAAAAAAUUUCUGCAUCACCUUGGUGAUGCCCCUUGCUGCCCCCAACCCCACUCCCUUCAUUUGUCAUAGUCAGUGAAUUUCACCCUCCAAUACUCUUCCAACCAAAAGGGUCUGUUAGAAAAGUAAUUAAGCUUCUAUUUAGACAAUUAUUCAUCUAUUCCCUCCCUCCUGUCAAAGAUACAGUUUAUUCCUCCAAAGUGGUGGCAUCUAUGAUCUUGGCUAUAAGUCAAGCAUCCCUUCUAUCAAUCUCUCUUUCUACUCCCACUUUCCAAACUCUUUUCAAGUCCAGUUGGGUCAAGUUCAGUUUGUUACUUGUAUAUCUCAUUCUACUGCUUUGGUUCUUAAAGUAGUAGAAUUAUUUUCUCACCUUGACGGUGAACUAAAUAGUCCUUCAUGUACCUGGGAUAGAUGCUGGAGACCAAAUGCAUCAACUAUAUCUAUUCCUAUCCCUUGUUUUCCAGCCAACUCACUACCUAACAACUCUUUCCUCAGACUUCAGAACUGUUCUGGAGAGGAGCGAGUAUCCUUAGAGAAUGGAGACAGUUCCCCACUGUCUCUGGAGCCUGGAGCUGAUGAAAGAUCAAUAAAACAUAUACCAAAUUCCUA